AUGCCCGAAGUCAAGUCUAUUAGUGACAUACAUAAAGAUAUACCGUUCUCUGUUAGCGUAAGCAAAAGCCAUAUCUGCGUCCAAAUCGCCUUCUGAAUAAGACGGACGAGUGCUUUUGUUCCUUAUCAGUGUUGCAUUAAUUAAAUAGCAAUUACUGAUAAAUGGAACAUUCCAUAGUCCCCUGAAACAAUAUUGUACAAUAUAUACACACAUGUAUGUAAUACAUUUAUAAUAUUUUAAAGUGUUUUAAAUAUCAAAAUAUUUCAGGUAUUAAAGUUUUCGAAGCAACAUGGUAAUUAUUGCAAUAGAGAAGGAUGAUCCAAACGAAGAACUAAAUUCGUACGAAUAGAUCGUUUUAACAAAUGACAGCACGUGUGUGGGUAUGCAAUCGAUCUAUGAUUCUCAGGAUUUCAAGGCCGGUGAAGAAGCAGACGCGGAACUAUCGAAGGGACCAGCAAACUUGUUUGUAGUCUCGCGAGACAAUAUUUCGUGAGGCAAUCACUGUGAUGUCGUGAUUGGCCGAUGAAUACACUGGCAAUUGGUUAUGCAUAAUUAUCCAAUUGAGAUUCAUAACUCUGUCACCAAUGACGACAUGCCCACCAUCCAUUCAUAUUUUAGGCUGUAGGGACAGGCGAAGCCCAAUGAUUUAGCCACUUGUCAAAAAGUAGCAGUUCUGUGUAGCCGGUAAGCAUCUGGAGAUUGUGUCACUAUUCUCACCAACAACUUUGUUUUUCGGUGAAAGUUAUACAUACAAUCCGACCAUCCCUAUAGCAUAACGUUUUGAAAAAGUUACCUAAAAAAUAUAGUCCAAGUGUUCUAAAACUUCAAGUUAGAACAAUCAAAAUUAGUUGAAGAAGCCAAGGUACAUCCAAGGCUUUAUGUAAAGUGUAUGGAAAGAUUGACGUUCCAAAGAGACAUUGAGAACUCUAUGAUCACCGUAGAACAAAUGAAGAGACACCGACUUUUGUGCCUAUUUUUUUUUACUGCAUUAUUGGUGAGCACAGACGCGGCGAAAGGUGGAGGAGGUAGAGGUGGUAGCAGGCGCGGUGGCGGAAGAGUUUACAAAUCUCGGAUGCCAAUUCUGAUUCCACACAGAAAUCCUGCCAGUGCCAACUACUACGAAAACAAAGACGGAGCAAGGAUAGUAAAAGCUUCACACUUCGAGCUGGACUACAUGCUGGGAAGGAAGAUCACGUUUUUCUGCAUGGCCACUGGAUUUCCAAGGCCCGAGAUCACCUGGUUGAAAGAUGGAAUUGAAUUGUAUCAUCAUAAAUUCUUUCAGGUGCAUGAGUGGCCUGUUGGUAAUGAUACAUUAAAGUCAAAGAUGGAAAUCGAUCCUGCUACCCAAAAAGAUGCGGGAUAUUAUGAAUGCCAAGCGGAUAAUCAAUACGCGGUUGAUCGCCGUGGCUUUAGAACGGAUUAUCCAUGAAACUUUUGGACGAAGAGGACGAGGCAGAGGGAAAACCAGAUCGCGAGUUCAAAUAGGAUUGCCCAUUACUGGAAAGUAUCGUGAUCCAGAAAGUGAUCAAUAUUACAAUAAUCAUAACGGGGCGAAGAUAAUAUUGGCAUCACACUUUGACUUGGAGUACGUUCUAGGGCAUAAAAUCGCCUUCCUCUGCAUCGCACGUGGAAAUCCGCGACCGCACAUCACAUGGUUCAAGGAUGGUGCUGAGAUCUAUACACAUCUUUAUCUACAUGUGCACGAAUGGCAAAUUGAUUCGGACAAAGUGAAAUCGAAACUGGAAAUAGAUCCUGCGACCCAAAUGGAUGCUGGAGUUUACGAAUGUACAGCCGACAACAUGUACAGUAUCGAUCGAAGAUCCUUCAAGACUGACUUCUCCAUUGCUUUCGAUUAA
Messenger RNA from Heterotrigona itama, 1856 nucleotides. NCBI's taxonomy places the organism in Eukaryota, Metazoa, Arthropoda, Insecta, Hymenoptera, Apidae. The record is from the annotation of a GenBank genome assembly.